AUGGACUACAAGUGGAGCUACGGCCCGCGCGAUGACGAAGACGACAACUGCGCUACUUGUGGUCAGGAUCACAAGAGUAUAUGUCUGAUCAACCUCCCAGACUCUCAAAAGUCGCUCGGUUUGGAUCCGAACUGGAUUGACCUGGGACGGUUGAAGGCGUGGGCGCAGCACUGUGACUCGGCUCAUGGAGGCACAUGCCACUCCUUGACGGAAUGGGCAGACAUAUCUCCGCAGUCUUUGGCCCCGCUACUUCUUGUCGACGUCGAUACUCAUCAUCUUGUUGAGAUGGAUCUCUCUAUAUCCUGCAAAAUCAAGUAUGCGGCCUUGAGUUACGUCUGGGGCCGCCUCCCCGACGUGUUGGAAACGACAAAGGCCAACCUGGCUGACCUCAAAACCCCUGGUGCCGUCAACUCUGCUCGUUAUGCUAUUAGUCUCCCAGAUACUGUUCGCGACGCCGUGGCACUCACGAAAUGCCUAGGACUCAGAUACCUGUGGGUCGAUAGACUCUGCAUAGUGCAAGACGAUAUGGUCAGUAAGCCAUUGCAGCUUGCUCAGAUGGGCGCCAUAUACGCCAACUCGUACGUGACACUUGUCGCUUCCGAUGGCCAGGAUGCAAACUAUGGGUUUCGGGGGUCUGUCAGGGGUGUCUCCCAGCCGCGGCAUUUUGAGCCACCAGUGCUAACAUACAAACAAGGGCGCAGAAGCCUCAUCAUAGAGCCUGUAUUCGAGCUCGACUACGACUCAACCGAGUGGCAGCGUCGUGGCUGGACGUUCCAGGAACGCACUCUCUCUAGACGCAAUCUGGUCUUUCAAGAGGGUCGCGUGUUUUGGGAGUGCCCUGGAGCAGUAUGGACAGAGGAAAUGGCCCACAACUCCGAAGACGGAUCAGGAGAUCAACGUUGGCAGAGAAGAAAGCCCUCGUCAUAUCAGCUGACCAUGAGUUCGUGGCCGGAUCUGCUUCAAUAUGAACUGCUUGUUCGUGCUUACAAUACAAGAAUUCUUUCAUUUCCGAGCGAUGGGCUGAACGCGUUCUUGGGUAUUUCGACUGCUCUCUCCCGAUCCUUCAGAGGAGGGCUUCUAUAUGGAGUACCUGAAUACUAUUUCGACAUUGCCCUGCUCUGGAUUCCGUUCUCACCUAUACAUCGACGGCUCGUCAACGGGGAGCCGCAAAGCAUGCUGCCAAGCUGGUCUUGGGUUGGCUGGGAAGGGGGAAACAUCAAUCUCAGCAUCCUACCUCAGCUGACGCGUCACGUCGGAGCAACAUUCGGCUCGUUUCCCCUCGAAUAUGUCGAGAUUCACCCCAUGGUUACAUGGUUGAAAACAAACUCCGAUAGUGGCACGCAGGACAAGAUUGAUAACGGGUAUCAUGAAGCGGUGCUGAUGAAGAACGACAGCACGCUAACACUACCGGAUGGGUGGUCACGUACCAAUGUGACCAAAGGUAGGGAUCUUGGUACCGGAUUCAUACAUAAAUCUCUCCCAGAUACAGUCUUUACAUGGCCUCUACAUAUACCUGAACAUCCUAUUGAGUUUUCGCAAAUCCAGUGGGAGCCGCUGCUGAAGUUCGAGACUACGCGGGCCUUCUUACAUAUUGGAUCCCGCAUCCAUCGUGAUUGGGAGGGUAGAAAUUGGAACGAGGCAACAAAUGCAGCCGUUGAGACGGCCUCUCUGUACCACAUCAGGGGCCCGUCUGGGGAUUGGGCUGGGAUGCUGUAUUCAAACGAUUUCGACCGAGCCCCCGCCGCUGACCACGAGCGCUGCGAGUUUGUUCUCGUGUCUCGUGGUAUCACCUCCAAGGAUCAUGUAGGCGACCACAAUGGUUUGGAGGAAUGGGCACAGGUUCCUGAAAUUAUGGAUCUCAGCACGUAUGAGUUUUAUAAUGUGCUUUGGAUACACCGAAUCGAUGGUAUUGCUUACCGCAGAGGCCUAGGUAGAAUCUGGAAGGACGCUUGGCAUCUUCAACUCACAGAACAGACACAUGUGACACUUGGAUGA
This is a messenger RNA of Pestalotiopsis fici W106-1, 1995 nucleotides long. RefSeq lists its product as uncharacterized. Bases 1 to 1995 code for a protein of 664 amino acids. The record is from RefSeq and is a predicted model, not a curated record. Lineage: Eukaryota; Fungi; Ascomycota; Sordariomycetes; Amphisphaeriales; Sporocadaceae. The transcript has a single exon.